AUGGCGGCGGAGUCGGAGGUUGAUAACUGGCUGGGGAGCGGUAGCUUCGCAACCCAGCCGGCGCUGCCACAGCAGCGGACACCACAGGCUGCACCGUCAUUGCCUGAGAAUCGCCAGUUCUCGCUUGAGUACAGAGCGGCUAGGCUGGAUGAUGAAAUUUGGGAGGUGAGGCCGUAUUUCCUGGGCAGAGAUAACAUGGAAAGAAGGUUUUCUGUUUCAGACAUCACUUUUCUCAACUUGAUAGCACCUACUGAAACUGAAGGCUAUGGGUCAGAUGACUACAUGUACUGGGUAAAAGAAGAAGGAACUGGACAUGAAGGUUUAUUGCUUCUGGACAAUCAAGAUGCAGUUGAAGAAAUGAUAGACCACUCUGAUUUCGCAGUGCUAAAUAUCAUCGUGGCCAAGGAAAAUGAAGAUAGAGAUGUUGAAUUUAACAGGGCUCACAAUGUUUGUGAAGAGCAAAUUCCAAUAGGCAGUCCGGUGGGGGACCCUGGUUUUGUGUUAAGUCUGUCACAAGAUGGAGUGGUUCACCCUCUUGAAGUUAAUGUGAACACGCAGCAGAGCUGCAACUUGAACAUUAUAGAAGCUCCUGGUGGUGAUGGUGGACAGGCUGGUGGUGAGGAGAGUGAUGAUGAUGGAUCUGAUGGUGAGGAGAAAGAGGCUGACAGUGGAGGGGAGAGAGUUGUGGCAAAAGGCAGGCCUGAGAAACUGAAGCCUGUUAGAAGGGCAACAGUAAAUUCAGGUCCUACUUCCAGAGCUCAUAGUCAGCCAGAGAUCCCCAAGUUUCAAGAUUUUGUAACUGAACCCGAUGAAUAUUGCUUCCCUGGUGAUGUGGGCAUUUCUGACUCGGAUGGAGAGGUUCCAAGACUACCUUCUGGAAGGAAGAGAAGAUUGAAGAAGAAGAAAGAGAGGAAAUUGUAUGACCCAAAUCUACCUGAUGCACCUAAGCAGUUGUGCAAGGACCUUUGCUUCACCAAUGUGUAUGAGUUUAGAAAGGCUUUGAGAAAUUUUCAUGUUAGGACUUUGAGAAACUUUCAGUACCAUAGGAAUGAACCAACAAGGAUUAUUGUUUGGUGCCCAGAGAGUAAGAAUGGCUGUGAAUUUUUCAUGACUGCCUCCAAAGUAGCCCAUGAAGAUACAUUCACAAUCAAGAAGUGCCACCUGGAUCAUAGUUGUGGAGCUUGUGGAGAGAGUAUCAAGAAGACUGCAGAGUGGGUUGCAGAAAUUGUGGAGGACACAGUUAGAUCAAAUGUAAAGGCUGAUGUAGAGACAAUUCUGAAACAUACUAAGAAGAAGUUUGGGGUGCAUGUACCUAGGAGUUUGGCUUAUAGGGCAAGACUGAUGGUUGUUGAUGUUGCGCAAGCCCCCACACCAAGGUUCAAGUACAUGUUCUACUGCCUCCAGGCAUCAAACGAUGGAUUCCUUGCUGGUUGUAGGCCUUUCAUAGGUCAACAGAUAUUGGCAGCAACAGGGCAAGAUGGGAACAACAAUGUCUUCCCAAUUGCUUUUGGGGUGGUUGACAAAGAGGAUGGUCCCAAGUGGACCUGGUUUUUAAACCAACUUAGAGUCUGCAUUGGCACCAGUAACCAAUUUGGGAAUUACACCAUCAUGUCUGACAGGCAGAAGGGCCUUCUUAAAGCAAUUAAUGAAGUAUUUCCUCAAUCCCCACAAAGAUAUUGCCUUAGACACAUAUAUGCCAACAUCCAGUCAGCUGGUUUUAGAGCAGAAGAACCUAAGAAAUGGGUUGACAAAGCUAACUAUUCCUUCACUGAACAUGGCCACAAAGAAGGAAUGGCUGGUUUGAAAGCAACAUGUGAACCAGCCUACAUGUGGUUGAAUGGAAUCCCUAAGGAGUGUUGGGCUAGAUAUGCAAUGGAUCAUGUGUGCAAGACUGACUUGGUUGUGAACAACCUUAGUGAGGUUUUCGACAAAAUGAUUCUAGAUGUUAGGUCCAAACCGAUUAAGACCAUAUUUGAAGGGCUGAGGACCAAACUAAUGGUUAAGUACCAUGGCAUUAGAGAGAAAACAAAGAGCUGCAGGUGGGAAAUAACCCCAUAUUACAUGGAGAAGCUUGAAGAGAGCAAGAAGUGGGAUAAAUACCGUGAAGCAAACAUGGAUGGUCCCAACAUCUAG
This is a messenger RNA of Aegilops tauschii subsp. strangulata, 2133 nucleotides long. RefSeq lists its product as uncharacterized. The record is from RefSeq and is a predicted model, not a curated record. Lineage: Eukaryota; Viridiplantae; Streptophyta; Magnoliopsida; Poales; Poaceae. Gene Ontology annotation, molecular function: transposase activity; DNA binding. Gene Ontology annotation, biological process: DNA transposition.